AUGGAUGCAAUGGAGAUCGACGAACAGAUCCUUCCAAGGUUCUCAACGAAUGUUCUGCAGCUGAUGAAGUCUUCUCAGGCGCAACAUGGUCUGCGUCAUGGUGACUAUGCUCGCUAUCGGAGGUACUGCUCAGCACGGUUGAGGAGGCUAUACAAGUCCUUGAAAUUUACUCAUGGCCGUGGUAAAUACACUCGACGAGCCAUAGUUGAAUCAACUGUCACUGAUGUCAGGUUUCUUCAUGUGGUUUUCUACAUGGCGGAAAGAGCAUGGAGCCAUGCAAUGGAAAAAAGACAGCUACCAGAUGGGCCUAAUGCACGGCAGCGGAUAUAUCUAAUUGGUAGGCUGAGGAAGGCAGUUAAAUGGGCUUCGCUUUUCUCAAGUUUGUGCUCUAAUAAGACUGAUUCCAGGACGUCUCUGGAAGCUGAGGCAUAUGCAUCCUAUAUGAAAGGCACUCUGUUGUUUGAGCAAGAUCAAAAUUGGGAAACUGCGUUGGCAUGUUUCAAAAACGCCAGAGCUGUUUAUGAGGAACUCGGGAAAUAUGGUGAUCUAGAGAACCAAGUUCUUUGCCGGGAACGGGUUGAGGAGCUUGAGCCCAGUAUUCGAUACUGCCUACACAAAAUUGGCAAAUCAAACUUGCAGACAUCUGAACUCCUUCAGAUUAAUGAGAUGGAAGGCCCUGCAUUGGAUCUUUUCAGAGCAAAGAUAGAGGAACUUACAGUCUCGAUAUUGAUCUGUGUGGCCAACAUACAUGAGUACCAGAUAACAUGUAUACGAUUGUGGGCUGCUAUGGAAGAGGCCAGAGCUCAACAAGCUGCAUCUCUUACAGAGUUUAAUUGGCUUGGCUACAGAUUUCCAGUUUCCAACCCAAAAUCUCGGGUUUCGAUUUUAAAAGCCCAAGAACAUGAGAAGGAGCUACAGGGUCCAACAGCAGAAUCUCUCUCUGCAGAGAAAAAGCUAGCCAUAUUUGAUAAACUAUUCACUGCAUACCAUGAUGCCAGGAACACCAUCCGCAGUGACUUGGUAAGUGCAGGAAAUGCUGAGUCUGUUAAAGAUGACCUAAAUGGUCUGGACAAAGCUGUUGGAGCUGUGCUAGGACAAAGAACCAUUGAAAGGAACCAGUUGUUGGUUAAAAUAGCAAAGAGCAAACUGAACAGGAAACGUGAUGAUAAAAGUGAAAAGGUUACUAGGCCUGAGGAGCUUGUUCGAUUGUAUGACCUUCUGUUACAGAAUGCCGCUGAUCUUUUUGAUCUCAUUAGCUCUGGAAGAGAUAGGAAACCUGAAGAGAUUGCCUUUGAAGAAGAGUGUCAGCGCAAAAGCUUGGCCUUCCGUGCUGAAAGGUGCUUCUACUUGGCAAAGUCAUAUAGUCUAGCAGGAAAAAGGAUUGAAGCAUACGCCUUGUAUUGUCGUGCUCGAUCUCUUGCUGAAGAUGCCCUGGCUAAGUUUGAGAGCAUAUCAAACAAAGAUGAGGGAACAAUCGAGGAACUGAAGACACUGAGCAAAGAAUGCAGAGCAAAUAGUUGCGUAGAACAUGCGACCGGGAUAAUGGAGGAAGAGAAGGCGCCAGAGAAUCUGUCAAAGAAAAUCUCAAAUAUAUCACUAAACGAUACAGCCACUAAGGCGGAGAAGUACCUGUUGGACAAACUGGAUGUGUAUGAAUCUGCGGUUGGCGAUUCAAACACGAAAGCUGCCCCAAAGAUUGAACGGUUCCCGCCCGCAUUCCAAUCGAUACCGCGUAAUCCAAUCGUUCUCGACCUUGCCCAUAGCUGCAUCACCUUCCCGGUUCUCGAAAACAGGAUGAAGAAAGAACGUAAAGGAGGAUUCAUUAGCCGUUUAUGGGGCUGA
This is a messenger RNA of Thlaspi arvense, 1842 nucleotides long. NCBI's taxonomy places the organism in Eukaryota, Viridiplantae, Streptophyta, Magnoliopsida, Brassicales, Brassicaceae. The record is from the annotation of a GenBank genome assembly.